AUGUCGAAGAAGACUGUGUUGGUGCUGCAUGGGUACUCCCAGAACUCGACGAUCUUCAGCAAGAGGAUCGGAGCCCUUCGCAAAGAAUGUGGAAAGAAAGUCGAUUUCGUCUUCAUCGAUGCGCCGCACAUCCUCCAACCGGCCGACCUGGUCUUCAACUCCUCUCGUCUUGAAGAACUCGGCCUCCGCGCUGAAGUGCAGGCAAACGAGGCCGCCAUGGCCGACGAUCCCACCCUGACCCCCCGAGCUUGGUGGAAGCCCAACCCUGAACGUACCAAAGCGACUGGAAUUGAAGAGUCGAUUAUGAGUGUGCGGGAGGUGUUGAUGAGUCGGAAAUUUGAUGGAGUGUUUGGGUUCAGUCAGGGAGCAGCCUUCGCAGCUCUAAUCUCGGCUUUGCUCCAUUCCAUUAUGAUUGCGAUCUUCCCUUCUGCUCUCAUUCGUCAUCUGCAUAAUGGAAUCAUCGACCCUCCUUCUCCGUUCAUCUCGCUCGAGCGUCCAGAAGCCUACCCUCCUUUCCUGGUAGACGGCAAGGCUCCACACCCUCCCUUCGAUUUCUGCGUGGCCGUCUCAGGGUUCAAAGUUUCCGACCCGAUCUGCGAGCCCAUCUGGGGCGAAGACGGGUUCUCGACGCCCACGCUGCAUGUCAUUGGUAAAACCGAUGUCGUCGUAGUGGAAGAACGCUCUCGUGCGCUUUUGGCUAUUUCCAAGAACCCGAGGUUGGAGGAACAUGUUGGAGGUCAUUUCGUCCCCAGCAAAGCGCCAUGGCGCAAGUUCCUUGCAGCGUAUCUGAGCAACUCUAGUGGUGACGUUCCGUCUCCUAGCGUUACAGAAGCAGCUUCGUCCGAGGCUUCCUCGACUGUACCAUCGCGGAGUGAGACGCCCCAAGCAAACUCCGGAGGCGGUGGUGGUAAUCAGACGAAUGCUUCACUGACAAUGAAGCUAUGA
Molecule: messenger RNA, 945 nt
Organism: Coprinopsis cinerea okayama7#130
Lineage: Eukaryota; Fungi; Basidiomycota; Agaricomycetes; Agaricales; Psathyrellaceae
Exons: 10
Coding region: 1-945 (314 amino acids)
Cellular component (GO): nucleus; cytoplasm
Source: RefSeq, a predicted model, not a curated record